Messenger RNA from Schistocerca serialis cubense, 3068 nucleotides. RefSeq names its product transcriptional activator protein Pur-beta (gene Pur-alpha). The transcript has 7 exons. Gene Ontology annotation, cellular component: nucleus. Bases 440 to 1246 code for a protein of 268 amino acids. The record is from RefSeq and is a predicted model, not a curated record. Gene Ontology annotation, biological process: regulation of transcription by RNA polymerase II. NCBI's taxonomy places the organism in Eukaryota, Metazoa, Arthropoda, Insecta, Orthoptera, Acrididae. Gene Ontology annotation, molecular function: DNA-binding transcription factor activity, RNA polymerase II-specific; purine-rich negative regulatory element binding; RNA polymerase II transcription regulatory region sequence-specific DNA binding.
AUGUUAAAUUGUGUUUACUGUGUAAUUUUAAGCCGAUUUCUUGAGUCGGUUUAACAUAUGAUUUAGAAACUUUUAAUUGCUGCAUGUGUUGAUUUGCUGAAUAAUACACGAGUUUUUUUAUGGGUUCCAAACUGAAGGCCUACUUUUUUUGAUAGAAUUUUGUACAGCAGACCUCGUUCCGGCGUAUGUUAAAGGUUCGCAGUUGUUAGUAGGUUUAACCUGUGCUGGAAGAGGAUAUGUCGGACCGGGAAAGUGGAGAUGACCAACCGCAGGGGCAAAUGUCAUAUUACUCUAUCAUGAAGUGACAGACGUACAGCACAGCUGCCUACCGGUCUCACAGAUACUUCAGAUCUUCAGAACAAAAUUUGCUGGGUGGGAGUGGUAUUUCAAGUCUAGGAUUCCACCAAAUUCAGACCAUGUCUGUGAUUUCCAGCAAGACAUGUUGCACCUAAUCAACAGAUCUGCUUCAGACAAGUAUGGACAAUCUGUUGGUAUGGAAACAAGUGGAAGCACCGACUUUGACUCAGGCCAGCAACAACAAGGAGAACAAGAGCUUGCAACGAAAAUGCUCCUGAUACAGUCAAAGAGAUUUUAUUUGGAUGUGAAGCAAAACAGAAGAGGAAGAUUUAUAAAAGUAGCAGAAAUUGGUGCAGAUGGAAGACGGAGUCAGAUAUAUUUGGCCCUUUCAACAGCAGCGGAAUUUAGAGAUCAUUUAUCAACAUUUAGUGACUAUUAUGCAUCUUUAGGCCCUCCAAACCCAGAAAAUGUACCAGAAGAUGGAAAAUUAAAGUCAGAAAUGAUGAUAAAAGAUAACAGACGAUACUACCUAGAUCUUAAGGAAAAUUCUCGUGGACGGUUUUUAAGGGUGUCUCAAACAAUCACCCGAGGUGGUCCACGUUCUCAGAUAGCUAUACCAGCACAGGGAAUGAUUGAAUUUAGAGAUGCAUUAACAGAUCUUCUGGAAGAAUUUGGAACUGAUGAUGGAGGAUUCAAAGGAGAACUCCCAGAAGGAAGGCACAUGCGGGUUGAGAAUAAGAAUUUCUAUUUUGACAUUGGUCAGAACAACAGAGGAAUCUACAUGCGGAUCUCUGAAGUGAAGACUAAUUUCCGGACAGCUAUCACAGUUCCAGAGAAGUCCUGGGCACGAUUUAGAGAUAUAUUUGCAGAUUACUGUGAAAAAAUGAAGGAAGGUGGUGAGAAAGUGUCUGUAGGUGGUGGAUCAGAAGGUGGACCUAACACGAAGUGAGGUUUACCUUCCUCCUAGGGUGCAUUCAAAAACACUUCCAUCCAAUGAAUCAAGACUCCAGAGAAAGGAAAGCAUAGAUUGUCUUCAAAUUUAUGGAAUUCCAUAGGUGAUUGUAAAAGUUUCUGGAUUUUCAUGCAAGAUGAUUAGUAAAAGUUUGAGUAUGUAUAAAUAAGCAAGAUUUAUGUCCAGGAGAAACAGUGAACACUUUUGCAGAUGGCCCUAGAGAGUAAUGAGCAGAUUAUGUAUAACUAGUUGAGUUUCACAAAUUUGAUGUACUUGGAGUGGGUAAGGUUUUAUGAAGAAAUGUUAUAUUGCCAAAUUGACUUCGAAUCUUAAUUUACAUCAUUAAUGGAACAGAGGAAAUAGUUUUUUUUUAAUUUAUUUGCUUGAGAUUAUAUCAUUUAUGAUGAGAGUGUAAAAAAAAAAGCUGAAAAACCACAAAAAAAAGAUUAUGGAGUUAGUUAAAUGGGUGGAGGAAUUAAGCUGAAGGAAGCUGAAUGAUUGCUUUUUUGUGUAGAAAGGUUAUAGAUGGAAGUUGUAUAUCAAAUUAUUAUGGAAGUAUAUUUCUUUGGAAGUUCACUAAUUUGUAAAUAGUAUAUGGAACAGAAUGACAAAGGACAAAGAGAGUCUCUGAGCACUGUUAGAGGUCUGUUGCUUUAUUUCUGUUAAUAGGUACUGUUGUUUGUUGUUUGAAUCAGAGUUAAAGGUUACUAGUUAGUAAUGAGUUGCGAGUCUAUAAAUCUUGACAGAAUUCAGAGACAAUGUGGUCAGCUGAUUUAGAAAGAGCAUUACAAAGAAAGUGAUAUCAGAAAGUUUCAUAUAUUAAACAAUGUAUGAAAACUAGUUUAAAGUUAAAAUGACGCUUUCCAGUAAUUUUACACAUGUAAACAGCAUUAGAAGAUUAUUAUAAAAUGUUAUUAAGUUAAAUGUUAUGAUGCAUAAAAAUUUUAUUGAAUUGAUACUGAAAGAAAUUUUAAUGUGAAAUAUUUGUGGAGUUAUUGUUAACCACACUUUAUUUUUUAAUAAAGUUUGUAAAUUACUACAAGAGUACCAGUUGUAAUCCAAUUUGGUCGUAUAUAAAAUUUUGUUUGCAGUUAACUGUUUUAUCAGUGACCUUCCAGGCAUCAGUUUUCUUCUGUUAAGACAUAGUAACAGUAAUGUCAAAUAGUUUAGCCAUAAUAGUUUGGUUUUCUCUAUAUUUAAAAUUUUAUUGCUACAAUAUCAUUGUGGAAAGUGGGUACAAACGUUUGAUUUUCACAUAACUUAGUUACAUGGGAACUUGAGGACUCAGAAGGCUGUGCCAUAUUUCUUUGAAGUAGGGUGUCAAUUACGUUUUGUCACAUCUGAUUACACAUUGGCAUUAUGAUAAUUGCUUUAAAAGUGAAAUGUGCAGUGAUAAGCCAUUGUGAGAAGACCGUGCUCUUCAACUUACAUUUCCUUCAUCACAAUAAACUUACUAUCUCAUUGCUUAAUGUACUGUCAUGUUGGAUAGCUGUUGCGAAGAGUGAUAUUGAAACUAUUUUCAGACAAACUGAAGUGAUAAGUGUUGCAGCCUGGUGCUGUAACAGGUUUAGUAUUCAAGAAAUUUGGAUUUAGGUUUAGCUGUUGCUUUUUUAUGGUUCAGCAGGCAUGGGAUUUGUAGUUUACUGAUUUAGUGUUGGAACUUUUCUUGUGGAUUGUUUUUGACUAUUGAGGAAACAGUUAGUUUGAGGUUGAACUAUGCAUCUGUCUCCUCAUACUUGAUUCUUUUAAAACAUACAGUUAUGUUUGUUGAACUCUGAUUUUGGAUUCAAAUAAAUAAUUAAUAUUUUGGAGUGACUAA